AUGCGGAAUCUGCGCAACAUCGGGCACGGCGCAUACAAGCGUCAAGAACCCCUGCCCUCCAUCUCGGCCUCCUGCUGGGACGUAUCCCGCGAUGAGAUUAUCCUUGCUCAUGGCCCUACCCAAGACUUUUCCCGAGUCGAGCUGGUGAGGCUCGUGAAGGACUCGGGUGAACCUUCAAACCUUGAAUCAAAACCCAUAGCAUCAUGGGAUGCCGCCCCCAUCCUCAGCCAGGACGGCUCGGAAGAGCCAGUGGAGCAGCCAGACACUAUCAAGUCCCUUCACUACUUCCCCGACACCUUGACAACAUGCCUUAUCAUGGCCGGCGGCGACAUCGUCACCGUUGUCGAGUCCGACGACUCCUACGGCAGCGCACCCGGUGAGGGUGAGGCGCAUGUCGAAAUAGUCGGCACCCUCUCCCCCUCCGUCUCGGCCGCCCGCUGGUCUCCGGACGAAGAACUCCUCACCGUCUGCACCGGCGACGGCCAGGUGCUCUUCAUGAGCCGCACCUUCGACGUCAUCACCUCGGCCACCAUGGCCGAGGACAACCUCAAGCUGUCCAAGCACGUUUCCGUCGGCUGGGGCAAGAAGGAGACGCAGUUCCAGGGCCGGGGCGCCAAAGCCAAGGCGUUGCGUGACCCUACCAUUCCCGAGAAGGUGGACGAGGGCAGGCUCAGUGCCAAUGACGACGGCAAGAGAUGCACCAUCAGCUGGCGUGGCGACGGCGCCUAUGUGGCCGUUAACUUUUACUCUCCGGAAAGCGGCAACAGGAGAGUCAUCCGUGUGUAUAACCGCGACGGAGAGCUGGACAGCGUCAGCGAGCCGGUCGAUGGUCUGGAGGGCAGUCUCAGCUGGCGGCCCGAGGGGAACCUGAUGGCUGGUAUCCAGCGCUUCGCCGGUGAUGAUGGCCGUGUGGACGUUGUCUUUUUUGAGAGAAACGGGCUCAGACACGGCCAGUUCACGCUCCAGAUUCCCAAGGACCAGCCGGAGGCUGCGGAGGACUUGGCGCUCGAGUGGAAUGCGGACUCAACUGUCCUUGCUGUUGUCAUGAAGGAUAGGGUGCAGCUGUAUACCAUGGGUAACUAUCACUGGUAUUUGAAGCAGGAGAUUCCGUGCGCGGAUUACGCCCGGGCCAAGGAGCAGGCGCUGCCUUGGUUCUCGUGGCAUGCUGAGAAGCCGCUUCUUUUUGCCGUAGCUGCUGCGGAAAGAGUCGUCUGGUUCGAAUUCAUCCUGUCCAUCGCCCGUGGUCCCAUGUGCGGUGGUAUGGGCGAUGUUGCAGUUAUCGACGGACGCACCAUCAAGUUCACUCCCUUCCAGACAGCCAACGUGCCACCUCCUAUGGCCCUCUACGACAUCGAGGUGGACUACCCCAUAACCGACAUCGCCUUUUCCAAGGAUGGCUCGCAGAUGGCCGUCUUGCACCAAAAGGGCAUGCACCUCUUUGCCCUUGAAAAGCAAGGCCCCGGAGCUGGUCGUCGUGCCAUUCCCAAGUUGCUCAAGACCAUCCCGCUUGACAACUUCGAGAACAAGUGCCAGCUACAAAUCGCCUUCUCUGCUCCUUCCCAGGUUCAGAUACUCUCGCUGGAUGAUUUCCAGCUGCAGAUUACGGCUUGGGACUUUAACGAGGAACUGAUGGGUGAAGUUGGCGUUGGUCUGCAGGCUGUCACUCUGACUUCUGCUGAUGAAACUUCAACUGAGGAAGGCGCAGUCGUUCAGAGUUGCCAGGGCAACAUUACCCGGGUCUCCUUGGAGACUGGCGAGACAGUGCUGGGCAAAUUCCCUACUCUUCUCCCAUGGGCUACCUACACGACCUUUGAAGACCAAUUCAUCGCUUUUGGCUUGUCCAGGAAUGGCCAUCUCUACGCCAACUCUCGCCAGUUGGUCAAGAACUGUACAUCUUUCGUCGUCACUGACAAGCAUCUUAUCUACACGACCAGCAACCAUUUUGUCAAGUUCAUCCACUUGACGGCCAAUGUUGACGAACUCGAUGUGCCUCUGGAUGAUCCCGAGACCGAUGAGCGUUGCAGAAGCAUCGAGCGUGGAGGCCGUCUCGUCACGGCUAUGCCUUCCAGGAUGAGCAUUGUGCUCCAGAUGCCUCGCGGCAAUCUCGAGACCAUCUAUCCCCGUGCCAUGGUCCUGGCCGGUAUCAGACAGCUGGUCGAGCAAAAGGAGUAUGGUGCUGCCUUUGCCACAUGCCGCACCCAGCGUGUGGACAUGAACCUUCUCUAUGACCACCGCCCCGAGCAAUUCCUUGAGAACGUCGGUCUCUUCCUUGACCAGGUCAAGAACGCAGCUGACAUUGACUUGUUCCUGUCCACCCUCAAGGAGGAGGACGUCACGCAAACCAUGUACCGCAACACCAAAGCCGGCGUCGUCACAGCCACUACUCAGCAGCCGGUGGCGGCCCUGGCCACUGCUCCCAAGACCAGCAAGAUCAACACCAUCUGCGACGCCGUCCUGCACAGCUUGAAGGCCAAGAAGAGCGCCAACCUGCAGAAUAUCAUCACCGCUCACGUCUGCAAGAACCCUCCCGCCCUCUCGGACGGUCUGCAGGUGGUCGCCUCCCUUAUGGAAGAGGACGAAACCCUGGCCGAGCGCGCAGUCGAGCACAUCUGCUUCCUAGUCGACAUCAACAAGCUCUACGACCAUGCCCUUUCGCUCUACAACCUCGAGCUGACUCUCCUCGUUGCCCAGCAAUCGCAGCGCGACCCCCGCGAAUACCUCCCCUUCAUCCAGUCGCUGCACAAAAUGGACCCUCUCCGCCGGCAAUUCACUAUCGACGACCACCUCUCCCACCACGAAAAGGCGCUCGUCCACCUCCGGGCCAUCGCCAACACUUACUCGGAGGAGGUCGAGUCCUACAUCGUCAAGCACCAACUCUACCCUUCUGCCCUCGCCCUCUACCGCAACGAACCUGGUCCCCUCCGCACCAUCACAUCCCUCUACGCCUCCCACCUCCGCUCACUCUCCAAGUUCCGCGACGCCGGCCUAGCCUACGAGUCCCUAGGCGACUACCCCUCAGCAACAGAAUGCUACCUCAAAGCCGGCUCCUCCUCCUGGCGCGAGUGCCUCUUCACCUCCUCCCUCGAUCCUUCCCUUUCUGCCGACCAGCGCCACGAAAUUGCCUCCACUCUGGCCGAUGCCCUUCGCGAAGCCAAGGACUGGAGCGCCGUCGCCACCAUCCAAGCCGAGCACCUUUCCUCUUUGGAGUCCGCCAUUUCCGCUCUCUGCAAGGGCUACCUCUUCGCCGACGCCUUCCGCUUGAUCUCCCUGCACUCCCGCCCGGAACUUCUCGAAUCGCACCUCGACCCCGGCCUCCUCGACGCCUUUUCUUCCUCAACCGAGUUCCUAGCAGACUGCAAAUCCCAACUCAAAGCCCAAGUCCCCCGCAUCCUCGAACUCCGUGUCAAGGCCGCUGAGGACCCGCUUGCGUUCUACGAAGGUGAAAAUCCCUUUGGUACUCGCACGGGUGCUGCCGGAGGUGAUAUCCCCGAUGAUAUUUCCAUCGCUGCCUCUUCGCGGGUAUCGACCUCCGCUUCGCUGUUUACCCGCUACACCGGCAAGGGGUCGCAGGUUACGGGUACUGUAGCGUCCAACGUCUCCCGCGCUACGAGCAAGAACAGGAAGAGGGAGGAGAAGAAGCGCGCUAGAGGAAGGAAGGGCACGGUUUACGAGGAGGAAUACCUCGUUAACUCUGUUCGUCGCCUGGUUGAGCGUGUCGAAGGCAGCGCCAGACAGGAGGUGGAGAGAUUAGUCUGCGCGUUGGUCAGGAGGGGUAUGUCAGAGAGGGCAAGGGCCGUGGAGGGGUUAAUGGGUGAGGUUGUGGAGGGGUGUGAGAGAGCUGUGGGAGAGGUUUGGCCUCAGCAGCAGAAUGGUGAGCAGCAGCAGCAGGAAGGGGUGAGAGCGGAGGUGAUUUUGAGGGUGCUGAUUGGAGGCCGACGGGUGGUGACGCGGUCUUGGCGGAUAGUAUUGAAGCUAUGA
Messenger RNA from Sordaria macrospora k-hell, 3978 nucleotides. RefSeq lists its product as uncharacterized. The record is from RefSeq and is a predicted model, not a curated record. Lineage: Eukaryota; Fungi; Ascomycota; Sordariomycetes; Sordariales; Sordariaceae. Gene Ontology annotation, biological process: tRNA wobble base 5-methoxycarbonylmethyl-2-thiouridinylation. Gene Ontology annotation, molecular function: tRNA binding; protein binding. Gene Ontology annotation, cellular component: elongator holoenzyme complex; cytosol.